UUCUUUUUGGCAUGGUUUUUCAAGUGGAUCUCAUAAGACAUCAUCCUUUUAGCUUUAUUGAUGUUUGAAGUUUUACUUAUGUUGUUCCAAAACAUAGGAAAGAAAUUCUUAUCUUUUCCUUUUAUGAAAAGCGUAAAUCAAUAACAAACUCGGCUUCUUCUCUUAUGAAAUACUUUACUUCAAACAUCAAUAAAGAUAAAAGGAUGAUGUCUUAUGAGAUCCACUUGAAAAACCAUGCCAAAAAGAAAGAAGAACUGGUAAUACCGGUAAAUAUUUAUUAUGUACUGGUAUAACGAUGAUAAUGAAAAGUCCAGAACAAAAUUAACGUAUAAAUAUCCACAGUUCACCAUUCAUUAAAUUGUUGAAAUUAAAGUUUUGUAUCAAAUCUAAAUUCGUAAGUGGAGAAACAUAGUUAAAAUUGAAUCUGAAGUAGCAGCUACCAUUUCUUCAGAUUGAUCAUUAUGCUUUCAUACAUUGUUUUGGUUUUGACACUGCUUUACUGCAGUUGUUCGCCAUUCGUUAGCAGUGGGGGUGAUAAUAGUCGUAGUUUACCAUCUAAUCAAGGUUUAUUGAAAUUAUUCGAUAAAACAUGUCAGAAUUUGUAUGGUCUUCUGACGUAUCCACGUCAAUACAAAUGUUAUUAGUUUAUCUCCAUUGAGAGUACGAGUUGAAGUUGAAAUUACCUCACCUGCAAGAGGAACGGAAGAAACAUUUACAGCUGAGGGUAUGGUUUGUCAAAAUGGUUAUACAAAAGCUGUUGGUCAAGCUGUUUGUCGUGCAGAUGGUGGUAAAACGUAUAUUGGUGCCUUUACCGGUGCUGCAUGGUCACCACGGCCACCGAGUGAUCCGAAUCAUAAAGAAGAUCUUUGCUAUUUUUAUUACAGUGGUGAAUCAUUGUUAGUUCCAUGUACAUUUAUUCUGGAUAAAUUAGAUUGUGCAGAUGGUGAAACUCCGAUAGAAACAGCUUCUUGUGAAGCUUUUACAAAACCUGCAGGUAUAUAGCUAUAUAGAUUUAGAGACAUUUACAUAUUAAGACAUAUAGAUAUACAGAUGUAUGGAUGUAUAGAUGUUUAGAUAUAAAGAUGUAUAGAUGUGUGGAUGUAUUCGGAUAAUUAGAUAUUUAGAUAUAUAGGUGCAUCAGAUAUAAAGACGUAUGAGCAAAGCUUUAUAAAACAUCGUUAGACGCAGUUUUUCACGGUGAUUACAGAUCUGGAGUCAGAAGGCCUCAUUUGUUUUGAGGUUUAGAUGCCAAAGUUGUUUUUAUUUUCUAAAAGAUGUUUUGGCGCUUAUUUUGUGAGCAAUUUUAUGCCCAUUUAAUCUAACUCCGAAAAUUUAUUUUUAGCUGCAUGGGAGGAAACGCACCUCAAACUAUCUGCCUAUGUGCAAAUCAGAGCUUGCUAAGUAGUUCUGUGACAGAAGAAAUAUAUACCAAACCAUCUGCAAAGAAGAGCAAAAAACGGUGAAAUACCGUAACGGUCACUUUUAUUCGAUUUCUUCUGCCAGAGAACUAGUUCAAGAAAAACUCAGUAGUGAUUCUGAUAGGCCAAUCGGUGAGCUUUAAUUUGGUAAUUAAGCGAUCAUUCUAAAAUUAAUUUAAGGCUGAAUAAUUUACAUUUUACCGGAAUGCCCCGAAAAAAACUUCCAUUUUUUGAAAUUCCGUAACGGUCUCUAUUUUGACCGAUUCUCAUCUCACCGCCUAAUAUAUUGAUAAUACAUUUUUUAUAUUAUCAGAAUAAAUUGAGUGCAAAAGACAUUCACUAAAAUUAGCACAAAAAGUUAUCUAGACAAAACUGAUAUACAAGCCCAAUUUCUAAAGAUGUGAAUAUCAAAUAUCUGAAGAUCAAACGCACUGAAGUUCUAAAGAUCUGAUAAUCCUU
Didymodactylos carnosus is the source of this 1877-nucleotide messenger RNA. The record is from the annotation of a GenBank genome assembly. NCBI's taxonomy places the organism in Eukaryota, Metazoa, Rotifera, Eurotatoria, Philodinida, Philodinidae.